CAAACGCUGAUAUAUAUAUAUAUAUAUAGAGUGAGAAAAAGGCGAACCGACCUCCUACAAUGGCGUCUAGGGUUUCGAUUUGUGUCUUCAUUUUCCUACUCUCUGUCACCGCUUCGUCGUUUUGGGGGACAUCUGCUUCCGAGAGUGAGAAUUCCGGGGAGAAGGAGUUCGUUCUCACUCUAGAUCACUCCAACUUUUCUGAGACCGUUGGCAAACACGACUUCGUCGUCGUCGAGUUCUACGCUCCAUGGUGUGGGCACUGCAAGAAACUUGCUCCAGAGUAUGAGAAAGCUGCUUCUAUAUUGAGUAGUCAUGAUACUCCACUGAUUCUUGCGAAAGUUGAUGCCAAUGAAGAACAAAACAAAGCAAUUGCAAAUGAUUUUGAAAUUAGGGGUUUCCCCACAAUUAAGAUCUUGCGAAAUGGAGGGAAGAGCGUUCAAGAUUACAAAGGACCUCGGGAUGCAGAUGGAAUUGUUGAUUAUUUGAAGAAACAGAGUGGUCCUGCAUCUGUUGAAAUAAAAUCUGUGGAAGAUGCUACUGGCCUUAUUGAUGACAAAAAGAUUAUUAUUGUCGGAGUGUUCCCAGAAUUCUCAGGGGAGAAGUUUGAGAAUUUCACAGCUCUAGCUGAGAAAUUGCGUUCCGAGUAUGAAUUUGGUCACACUUUGAAUGCAAAACUCCUGCCACGUGGGGAAUCAUCAGUGUCGGCGCCUGUUGUUAGGUUGUUCAAGCCAUUCGAUGAACAGUUUGUUGAUUUUCAGGAUUUUAAUGUGGAUGCUUUAGAGAAGUCCAUUGAAGAAGCUAGUGUACCAAUUGUAACUCUUUUUAACAAAGACCCUAACAAUCACCCCUUUGUUGUCAAAUUCUUCAACGGUCCUGAUGCCAAGGCUAUGUUGUUUAUUAACUUUAGCAGUGACAAUUUGGAAUCUUUUAAAUCAAAAUAUCACGAAGUUGCGGAGCAAUACAGAGGAAAGGGAAUAAAUUUUCUAAUGGGAGAUCUUGAGGCUAGUCAAGGUGCCUUCCAGUAUUUUGGACUCAAAGAAGACCAGGUGCCACUCAUCGUUAUACAGACCAAUGAUGGACAGAAAUAUCUUAAACCGAAUGUGGAGCCUGAUACAAUUGCAUCUUGGGUUAAGGAAUACAAGGAAGGGAACGUGCUACCAUACAGAAAGUCUGAACCUAUACCUGAAGUUAACGACGAGCCUGUCAAGGUUGUAGUUGCUGACAGCUUCUAUGACAUAGUUCUCAAACCUGGGAAAAAUGUUCUGCUGGAGUUCUAUGCUCCCUGGUGUGGUCAUUGCAAAAAGUUGGCACCAAUUUUGGAUGAAGUUGCUCUCUCGCUUCAAAACGAUGCAGAUGUUGUCAUUGCUAAGAUUGAUGCUACUGCAAAUGAUAUCCCAAAUGAUACUUUCGAUGUCAAAGGAUACCCGACUCUGUACUUCAAGUCAGCAAGUGGAAAUUUGUCGCAGUACGAUGGUGAUAGGACCAAGGAAGAUAUUAUUGAUUAUAUUCAGAAGAAUCGGGAUAAAGCCACUGAGCAAGAAUCUGUAAAAGAUUCCGGAAAAGAUUCCGGAAAAGAUGAGUUGUAAUGAAGGUAAAGAGCAGAGGCUUAUUUCUAUGGGAAGAAAGUUGCAAGCAUGAUGGCAGUUAGUUGUAUACAUGUUUGACGGCUAUACUAAACUAUAGCAGCUAGAGAACUACUUUAGAUCUCCAUCAAAACUGAAAGCUCUGUUCCCCGAAUAAAGUUAGUUGGAGCUCGUUUUGUAAUGUGUAGCUGCUGCAGUAAUUUUCAGUUUUGUGCUAAAUAUAAUUUAGAAGGCUUAAUAUUUUAAAUCUCGUGCACUUUUUUGGAAAGGAAA
This is a messenger RNA of Cornus florida, 1856 nucleotides long. RefSeq names its product protein disulfide-isomerase-like. The record is from RefSeq and is a predicted model, not a curated record. Bases 60 to 1586 code for a protein of 508 amino acids. Gene Ontology annotation, biological process: protein folding; response to endoplasmic reticulum stress. NCBI's taxonomy places the organism in Eukaryota, Viridiplantae, Streptophyta, Magnoliopsida, Cornales, Cornaceae. The transcript has 11 exons. Gene Ontology annotation, cellular component: endoplasmic reticulum. Gene Ontology annotation, molecular function: protein disulfide isomerase activity.